Molecule: messenger RNA, 2947 nt
Organism: Polyodon spathula (Mississippi paddlefish)
Lineage: Eukaryota; Metazoa; Chordata; Actinopteri; Acipenseriformes; Polyodontidae
Product: dynein regulatory complex subunit 4-like
Biological process (GO): flagellated sperm motility
Cellular component (GO): motile cilium; Golgi apparatus; microtubule
Molecular function (GO): microtubule binding; small GTPase binding
Source: RefSeq, a predicted model, not a curated record
UGGAGACGCGGGUCUGUUUUUGUGGGUCGCUGCUGAAUGUGUUAAGUUUCUUGUGAAAAUGCCACCAAAAAAGAAGAAAGGGGGGAAGAAGUCUGGUAAGGGAAAGAAAACACCAACAGUUGUAGAUGGACUUUCUACAGAGGAAAUGUCUAAGGAGCAGCUGGAGGAGCACAUUGUCCGUCUUCGUGAGGAACUGGACCGGGAACGGGAGGAACGGAAUUAUUUCCAGCUGGAGAGGGAUAAAAUCCACACCUUCUGGGAAAUCACCAAGAGGCAGUUAGAGGAGAAGAAAUUGGAAAUGAGGAAUAAAGACAGAGAAAUGGAGGAUUCUGAGGAGAGACAUCAAGUAGAAAUCAAGGUUUACAAGCAGAAGGUGAAACACUUGCUGUACGAACACCAGAACAACAUUACAGAGCUCAAGGCUCAAGGUGUUGUUGCUACAAAGCUUGCGCAGAAAGAUCAGGGCAUGCAGGAAGAUGAUUUGCGUAAGGGUGUGCGCACCCUCAAAGUGGAUUUAAAAGAGCAGGAGCUUUCCAAUGAGAAUCUGGUGAAAAAACUCAAACUGAAAUAUGAGGAAGAAAUAACUAAACUGCGGAGAUUUGAAAGACAAGUACGAGAAAUCGAAGCUAAAUAUGAGAAGAAGAUGCGAGUGCUACGAGAUGAGCUGGAUCUGAAGCGCAAAACUGAAAUCCAUGAAAUCGAAGAGAGAAAGAACAGCCAGAUCAACACACUGAUGAAGAACCACGAAAAGGCAUUCAGUGAUAUCAAAAACUACUAUAAUGACAUCACACUCAAUAACCUGGCUCUAAUUAACUCUCUGAAGGAGCAAGUAGAGGAGAUGAAGAGGAAAGACGAGCGGUUAGAAAAGGAGAUGGCAGAGGUCCAGCUCCAGAAUAAGCGCCUCACAGAACCUCUUCAGAAGGCACAAGAGGAGGUGACUGAGCUACAGAAGCAGCUGGCCAAUUACCAGAAGGAUAAAGUCUCCCUGGCGGGUGCCAAAGCUCGAUUGAAGGUGGUAGAUAAGGAAAAGAAAGACCUGAAAUGGGAGCAUGAAGUACUAGAGCAGAGAUUUGCUAAGGUGCAAGAUGAGCGGGACGAGUUGUACCAGAAGUUCAUUAAAGCUAUUCAUGAGGUACAGCAGAAGAGUGGAUUUAAAAACCUCCUGUUGGAGCGGAAGCUGCAUGCUCUUACAGAUACACUGGAGAAGAAAGAAGUUCAGUUGAAUGAGGUGCUUUCUGCCUCCAACCUCGACCCCACAGCUCUGAGUGUUGUAACACGCAAACUUGAGGAUAUUUUGGACUCUAAAAACAAUGCUAUCAAAGACUUGCAGUAUGAGUUAGACCGGGUUUGUAAGGCUCAUAAUGAUUUGCUGCGGACGUACGAGACGAAGCUUCGUGCUUUUGGAAUUCCAGUAGAUGAGCUGGGAUUUAAACCUUUGGAGAGUACAGUGGCUGGACAGAGACUUGGUCAGGGACCUGCAGGACUGGUUUCUGCACCAACAUAAAAGAGCCACCCAAAUAAUGAUAAAAAGACACACUAAACCUCCCUUCUAUGAUGUUUGCAUUUUAAUAAUGUGAAAAUGAAAACUGUUUAUUUUGUCUAUUUUAAGGGACAAAACUGAAGGCGGCUGCACAACAUAUUGAUUAUAAAUUCAGAUUCUCGUUGUUUUGGAGUAUCAUGUUGUACUAUAAUUGUGUCCAGCAAGUUUGUCAUUCUUAAUACUAAAUAAUAUUAAUAAUAAAUAAUAGUCAGGUAAAUUGUGUAUUUUUCAUUAAAGACAAAAUAGAGUACCAGAGGGUGCAAUUUAAUCAAUCUCAAGGUAGUGUGUAAGAUUAAUUAUAUAUUAUUAGUAUUCGUAAUAUUUAAAAAUAGAAAUGGGAGUACAUCUAUGAUAAUACCCCUGUUAUUCCUGGGAGAGAAAAAAAAUCGCUUCCAGCAAUAUGGAUUUAUAACAAACUUCAUAAUGUACUACUGCUGGGGGUAAUUUUAUGUGAAUUAAAGAUGUCUUCAUAAUAAUCACACUGUGAAUUAAACAUACAUUUUAGAAUGAUAAUCAUAUACAGUAGCAAUUCAAGUGUUCUGCUUGGAACUUUUAUCUCGAAAGCAGUGGAAGAAAGGCCACAACUACUUAAAAAUACUUUAACAUAUCUGGAUUCGAUGCAGUGAGCUCAGAGAUAUUAAAUGAACUGACCUGCACAGAGCACUCAGGUCGCUAUUGAGAUUUUGAUGCUUUUAUCAGCAUGUGUAUAUACCAGUACCUAGACUAUAUUUUCAUAAAUAUAUGUAUUUUUAAAUGUACUGCAUUUAACAUAAUAAGAUGUUUUUUAGUUUAUUCAGUGAAGUCUUUUAUGAAAUUAAGAAGUAUAAAAUACAUGACAAUCAUGGUGGUGCACCAAUGCAGCUGUCCCUUAUUUGAAUACAGUUUUAAAACAUUAUUAUUAUUAUUAUUAUUAUUAUUAUUAUUAUUAUUAUUAUUAUUAUUAUUAUUAUUAUUUUAAUAUGGAUUUUCCUUUGUUUUGAGGUUGUGCAAUAAGAAUUUAUAAACACAAGGUUCACAACUAGAUUACAGAUGAUUAGGGAGUAUCUAUUUGUGUCGCAGAAAGAAUACUAUUCUAAUUGUACAUGGAAAUUGAUGCCAUUUUGAUAUGGUACAAGCCAAAAUGGUCCUAACCCCCUUACCUUCCAGGUAUUCAAUGCUUUAAACAUAUAUUUCCAUAUUCUAGUUUGAUGUCGUUUUUGUAUAAUGACAUCACAAUUCUGGAAAAAGAAUGUUCUCCUCAGGGUCCCAAAAGGUGCAGUAAACAUACCCUAGGUGGUGGUCUCUCUCAAAUUGUUUCUGAUUCACCUUUGUAUCUGAAUCACACAUUUUCUCAAAUAAAUAUAAUUUGUAAAUUGAAUGUACUGCCCUUUUUUAAACUUACGAAGUUGAGCUUCAGUACUUUAUAAG